This is a messenger RNA of Lates calcarifer (barramundi perch), 5872 nucleotides long. It is a transcript of the gene adam17b, whose product is annotated as ADAM metallopeptidase domain 17b. The record is from RefSeq and is a predicted model, not a curated record. Gene Ontology annotation, molecular function: metalloendopeptidase activity. Lineage: Eukaryota; Metazoa; Chordata; Actinopteri; Centropomidae. The coding region runs from base 256 to 2814 and encodes 852 amino acids. The transcript is spliced from 18 exons. Gene Ontology annotation, cellular component: plasma membrane. Gene Ontology annotation, biological process: membrane protein ectodomain proteolysis; Notch signaling pathway.
GCUUGACUCGGCAGCUUUCCGUCUUCCUGGUUUUUGCGGAGCGGAGGUUUUUGUGCCUGUUUGUGGACACAGUAAAGACUUCACCUGGACCAGACAUACUCAGAUUUAUUCAGAAAUGUGUUUCUAACGUGGAGUUUUUUAUCCAAACUGUCGCUGACGUCUGAAAUCUGAUGUUGGGAGACUUUAAUCUGAAAGAAGCAGCGGCGGCCGUUUCCGUUCAGCCCAUUUAACAUCCAUCAGUCAGAACCGUCAAACAUGAGACGGGACCGCACUUUUUUAACGUUUCUAAUCGUUUUUACCUUCUUCACCGAGGCCGUCUCCUCUCCGCCUGCAGACACGGAGCCGCAGGAGUACGACUCUCUCAGGUCGAUGCUCGAUGAUUUCGACGUGCUUCCUCUCUCCAGCCUCGAGACACACUCCGUCCGCCGCCGCGACAUCCAAACCCAGACUCAUGUGGAGAAGACACUCAGCUUCGACGCCCUGCAGAGGCGGUUCAGACUAUACCUGAGGACAAACGACGAGCUGUUCACAGAGGACUUCAGAGCCGUGGUCGUGGACGAGGAUGGCCGAGAGCGGAGCUACCCAGUCAACAGACACAACUACUUCACCGGACACGUCAUUGGGGAGGAAAACUCUCGAGUUCAGGCUCACAUCGACGACCACGAGUUCUCUGCUCACAUCCUGACCGAUGAGGCCGAGUAUAACAUCGAGCCUCUGUGGAGGUUCACGUCAGCGCCACCUGAUGGUCGUCUGCUGAUCUACCGCUCAGACGACAUCAGGAACCUCAGCCGCCUCCACCAGCCGUCAGUCUGUGGCUACAUGACCUCCAACCCCAGCCACCUCCUCCCUGACAGUGUCAGAGCAGCCAUGUUGGAGGAGCAGGAGGAAGAUGAGUCGGUGAUCAGAGGGAAACGUCACGUCCACGACCACAAGAAAAACACCUGUCCUCUGCUGCUGGUGGCCGACCAUCGCUUCUUCAAACACAUGGGCCGAGAGGAGGAGAGCACCACGCUCAACUACCUGAUCGAGCUGAUCGAUCGCGUCGACGACAUCUACCGGAACACGUCAUGGGACGAGGAGUUCACAGGUUACGGAGUUCAGAUCCAGCAGAUCAUCAUAGAGAAAAGUCCGACUCCUGUAGCUCCAGGAAAAAGCCACUUCAACAUGAGAGGGAGCCCGAUGGAGGACAGAGACGUCUGGGACGUUAAGAAGCUGCUGGAGCAGUUCAGCGUGGACAUCGCAGAGAAAGCCUCCAAUGUCUGCCUCGCUCACCUCUUCACCUACCAGGACUUCGACGAAGGGACUCUGGGUUUGGCCUACGUCGCCCCGUCCAAACCCGACAUCCCCGGAGGACUCUGCUCCAAAGCGUGUCCUUCGUCUACGAACGAACAGAGAGCGAUUUACCUCAACACAGGUCUGACCAGCACCAAGAACUAUGGGAAAACCAUCCUCACUAAGGAAGCAGACCUGGUGACGACCCACGAGCUCGGCCACAACUUCGGAGCGGAGCACGACCCCGACAACAUCCCAUACUGCGCCCCCCGGGAGGACCAGGGAGGGAAAUACGUCAUGUACCCAAUCGCUGUGAGCGGAGACCACGUCAACAACAAGCUGUUCUCUAACUGCAGUAAACGCUCCAUAGUGAAGCGUCUGAGGUCAAAGGCGCCGUCCUGCUUCAAGGAAAGAAACAUCAAUGUGUGUGGGAACUCUCGGGUGGAGCAGGGGGAGGAGUGCGAUCCAGGACUGCUUCACAUCCACACGGACCGCUGCUGCACCGCUGACUGCAGGCUGAAACCCGGAGCUCAGUGCAGUGACAGGAACAGCGCGUGCUGUAAAAACUGCAGGUUCGAGUCCAAAGGUGAGGUCUGCCAGGAGCCCAUCGACGCCACCUGUAAAGGACACUCCUACUGCACAGGAAACAGCAGCGAAUGUCCGCCGCCUGAAAACGCUCCAGAUAAAACGGUGUGUCUGGACAACGGAGAGUGUCUGAACGGAGAGUGUAUUCCUUUCUGUCAGGCCAUCUUGAAGCUGCAGCCCUGUGCCUGCAACGAAACCAACUCGUCAUGUAAAGUCUGUUGUCGGAGCAGCAGUGGAGUCUGCGCCCCCUACCAGGACAAAACAGGAAGCUUUCUGUUCCUGCGUAAAGGCAAACCCUGCACCGUGGGCUUCUGUGACGGAGCGGGGAAGUGUAUGAAGCAGGUGCAGGAUGUCGUGGAGCGACUGUGGGAUUUCAUCGACAAACUUGACAUCAACACGUUCGGGAAGUUUCUGGCCGACAACAUCGUGGGUUCAGUGGUGGCGUUCUCCCUGCUCUUCUGGGUUCCCUUCAGCAUCCUGGUCCACUGUGUGGACAAGAAGUUGGAUAAACAAUAUGAACAGACGACCAAGUCUUUGUUCUUCCCCAGUAAUGCCGAGCUCCUGAGCAGCCUGGAGUCUGCGUCAGUUCGGAUCUUCAAACCUCCUAACUUCCCCACCGCCGCCCCUCUCCGUUUCCAACCGUCCGGCCCCCAACAGACCAGCACCCCUCCGGUCUCCGGCUUUGCUCCCAGCCCUGACCCUGGCCCGACUCCCGGUCAAGCCCCUCCUCCCCCUGCUCUGGACAGCCCCCGCAUGGCCACCAUCCAGGAGGACCCCAGCUUGGACUCCCACCUGGAUGAGGAGGCCCUGGAGGAGGCGUUCGGGCGUCCGGCGGGUGCAGCUCAGCGCUCCUUUGAGGACCUGACGGAGAAAGGCGUGACAAGUCGCAGCGAGAAGGCGCUGCUGUUCAGACUGCAGAGACAACAUCAGAUCGACACCAAGGAGACGCAGUGCUGAGGCAGGUGGACUUCCUGUCCGACACCAGGUGGUUCAUCCCGUUCAGGUCUUUGAGUUCUGGUUUUACAGCUUUUUAAACUGGCUCUGUACUGAAGACCGAUGCAUGGCUGCUUUGUUACAGUAAAACUCUGAUCACACAGGUUUGACACCUUUUUACGUUGUUUUCCACGUCCUCAUGUUUUUUAAAAUAAGACCAGGUCCAACACGGAUCAGAAAAUCACUUUUUUAUUGUCUAGAGAAAAUCUGCCUUCAAAGUGUCUCCUGUGUGGUCAGACCUUGGCUUCAAAUCGUUGCUUAAUCCUUCUUCAGCUGGAAAAUUCACUUCAGGAUCCGUCCUCAUCACGAGUUAAAGUUUUGUAUCAUGGAGACACAAAUCACAUUGUUCUUGAAGCUGUAGCAUCCAGGGCGGAGUAUCAAACAUGUUUUGGUACCAAUUAAAUUUGGCUCAGAAUCUCCAUACUGGUUUUAGUUCCUGAAUGCCCCUUGAAUGGCUCAUGCUCAUUUCUGUUGCCUUAUGCCCUUUCUAGUUAUCAAACCUUCCUGCGCUUAACGUUUAGUUCCUAAAUGCCCCAUGUUCAUUUUAGUUCCUGAACACCCAGUUUAGUUCUGCCAUUAGUCAAGCAAUAAAAAAAAAAUGCUUUUAGAGAGUUUUAUUCAGGUGCAGAGACGAAAUGAAAGUUUUUCUUCUAAGAACUUCAGUUUGUUUUAUAUUUCUGAAAUUAAGGAAUCAAAACUCAGGUAUCAAAAUGUUUCAGAUGAUAGCUCAGCUCUACCUGCAGUGCUGAUUUAAAAUCUUAAGUAUUAAGAAUGACAAUCAUCUACGUACAGAGUGCCUGUUUAACGGAAGCAAUAACUUUGUUUGUGACUUAAACUUGAUCUUAAAAAAGUCGAUAUUUGGUCGACAUCAGCGUCAGAAAACAUCACCAGCAUUUAGAGAAACAGCAGUUUGUUCUGGAGCUUCUACUUAACGAUUUAUAGACGGUGUCAGAUCUCAGAUAAACUUCUCACCAUCAAACAUCCAGGUUCAGGUGGCCUGGCUGCUGCUGGUACAGAGACUCAGAGUGUUCAAAACUGAAUUAUAUUAUGAAAUCAAUAAUCAUGGAAAUAAAUACAGACAAAAUAUUAUCUAAGUAUGAAUUUGUGAAUUAUUAUUUGGGUGUCCUGUGCCCUGUUGAAACUAAUUCAUAGACUUUAUCUGUGUAUUUUUAUUUCACAGUGUUAUAUUUGUUUGAUUUUGAAACCUUUGGGCCUCCAUAUUUUAGAGUCAAAAAUUAAGCAUCAAUAAGAAAACAGGCACCCGAUCAGCCGACGACAUCACCUGUAUUUUACAAGCACCAGGUGUUAAAACUUCAGGUUUUCACUGUAGAUUAUUUAAAGCCUAAUAAAUAUUUAAAAAGCCAAUAAAGCAAUAAUCAGUCGUUUCAUCACGACAGCAACAAAAGUGCCAAAAAUUCAAUGGCUUCGGCUCCUCAGACGUGAUUAUUUGUAGAAAGUUUUUUACAGAUUCAUAGACAAAAGGAUUUAUUGUGAAAAUAUUCAGCAGAUUAAUCGACAGAGACAUAAUCAACAGUCAAAACUUUAAAAGGCCAAAGUUCACUGAAAGCUAAUGAAGCGGCCAAAUAUUUUAUUUAUUCACUUGUUUGCUAUAUAAAUCAGUAAAUGUCAGUUCAGAGGUCAAAGAUCUUUAUCAGAAAUGUUCUGAGUUGAUUUUAAAUAUUUAAAAAUGUAAAAUAUGUGAAGGGAUUUUUUGGUUGGUUUGGUUUUCUACAUUUUCUAUUCAUGUAAGAAGAUUUAAAUAUUUUGGGAGAAUUUAAGGCAGUUGGAGUUAGGAAAUGUAAACAUAUACGUAAACUCCACAAACAAAAACAUUUUAACAUUGGCCUCAAAGUUUCAGUCGACUUUUAGUAAAAAUCGUUUCUGUUUUUCAGGAUCAAGUGUCUCACUGGGAAUUGAACCCGGCAUUGUUAGUGCCUUGCUCAACGUACUGAGCUACACAAGACUCUGUAAAUAAAUAUUAUACAUAUGCAAAUGUUACUGCUACAGAAAAUACUCAUAUCUGACGUGGUCGUCUGUUUCUGUUUAUAAAGUCGCAACAUUUGAAGUUUAUUUAUGAUUAAAUUCUCUUUCUAUGGAAGCCCAUUCCUACCAAACAAGUCAAUUUUAAUUACAAUAGAACUGAUUAUUUUGAUAAUUGACUAAACAUCUAAAUCUUUUUUCAGGCAGUAAGAGCUAAAGAUAUAUAUAUCUUUAAAGAGACGUUGGUCUAAAGGAUGUUAUGAUGGGCAUUUUCUUUACUCUUUUCUAAUGUUUUAUAGAUUAAAUAAUUGAAUGAUUAAUCAGAAAUAUAACCAGCAGGUUAAUCAAUAAUAGUUCAUUAUAUUUUUAAUUAAAUAUCUUUAAAACAUACAGCGCCCUAUAAACAUUUCAUAGUUUUUUGUUUUUUUUUGGCAGUUGUGGGCUUCCCUAUUUUCUAAACUGUUGAGGAUUUACGUUUCUGUUCAGAGUCGAUCUUUCAGUCUGAUGUGACUGUGUUUUUUUUUUUUUUUGGAUGAGUUGAAAACACAGUGGUGUAUGUUGUAAUGUUAAAAUCCCUUUAAAUCAAACUUCAGUCAAAAAACCAAGGUUUUUACAGCUGUUUUCAUGGUUUCAAAUCAACCUGUGUCACUGGGAGAACAAUCAAGCUGUUUGGUACCACAGUUUAAUUUUCAAUAAAUCUGUUUGUUUUUUAUUGAUCGUCAAACUUUUGUUCUCAAGUCUUGUAUUGUUUUAUUUUUUUUAACUGAAACUCAGACUGUUGUUAAAUCUGUAUUUUUUAAGUGUCAGUCUGGAAUCAGUUCUUCUCUUCCUCUGUGGUAUUCAAAUGCACUAGUCAGUAUUUUAAUGUUGUGUUUUACAUGUGUUGAGUCCUGUGCACUGUGACGUUUCAGUCUUUUGUUUUAUGCUGAUGAUCGUUUGUAUUGAUCCAUUUAAAGCUUUUGAGUUUAAUGUGUUGACGUCAUCGUGUUUACCUGUCGGACUGUGACGUUCAGUCUGAAAAUAAAAUGUUUUCUCAGUUCUA